UCUCUGCGCCGCGUCCCUGCUGUGUUCUUCUGUAAGGGGACACAAGUGAGGCGACUUGUGAAGGUUCUGUUUAUAGUUCUGUUUGAUGUCUGCGGAGUAAACCGAACCGGUAUCCGGUGGAGUCAUGUCUGUGGUCGUUUCACGCUGCAUCUGCGGGGUUUUGUCCCGGCAAGCCCCGACGUCACGAUUGCUUUUGGGAGGUAAUAAACCUGCUGGGCAGAGUCCCUGGUUGUCACCUGUGGUCACCCUGAAGACAUCUGCACCACUCAGAGCGGAGCCAAAGAAGAAGAAGAAGGUGGACCCGCGGCGGGAGCAGAUGAUGAGGGACCGCCUGAAGAAGAAGCUGAAGAAGCUGGAGAAGGUUCCUCCUGAACUCAUCCCCAUUGAGGACUUCAUCACUCCGACUAAAUGUUUGGAUGAAACAAGAGAGCGCGUUCCUCCAAGGCUACCGUUUGAAGAAAGUGAGAGACGGGCGCUUCUGCUGAAAGAGUGGAGUCGAUACAAACAGGAGCAGCACAUGGCUGAAGUGGAGGCCAUCGAACUGGCUCUGGAGGCACAGAGGGAGGCGCUGGAGGAGCUCAAACUGGAGUCUGAGGAGCUGUACCAGGCGGCGCUGAUGCCAGAUCCUCUUCUGUUUCCUUUCACCCACGAAGGACCUGCCUACACGCCUCCAAUCCCGAAUUAUGAAGCUCCAGAGGGGAAGUACAACGACGUUACUAAAGUAUACACACAGUGAAAGCGAGAGGGUGCCGCCUCUUUUACCGUUUGAACAGAAUAUUAUGGGCCGGGAUGCCGCCUUUUCUCAGUCUGUAAUGGAUGGAAACUUUGCAAGCCGUUUCCUUGCUGACUUGACAACUAUUGGACUCUCAUAUUCAUCACAUUUAGUUUCACAACAUUCAUAAUAAUUAAUCAAGAGGUUUCUGUUUUUUUAUUCAUACCUUCAAUGUUGAAAAUAAAAGCGUCUUUGUUUAAUCAA
Molecule: messenger RNA, 976 nt
Organism: Fundulus heteroclitus (mummichog)
Lineage: Eukaryota; Metazoa; Chordata; Actinopteri; Cyprinodontiformes; Fundulidae
Gene: mrpl40
Product: mitochondrial ribosomal protein L40
Exons: 5
Coding region: 125-736 (203 amino acids)
Cellular component (GO): mitochondrial ribosome; mitochondrial large ribosomal subunit
Source: RefSeq, a predicted model, not a curated record